Messenger RNA from Anolis carolinensis (green anole), 4700 nucleotides. It is a transcript of the gene helb, whose product is annotated as DNA helicase B. The transcript has 13 exons. Gene Ontology annotation, molecular function: single-stranded DNA helicase activity; 5'-3' DNA helicase activity. Gene Ontology annotation, biological process: negative regulation of double-strand break repair via homologous recombination. Bases 117 to 3239 code for a protein of 1040 amino acids. The record is from RefSeq and is a predicted model, not a curated record. Lineage: Eukaryota; Metazoa; Chordata; Lepidosauria; Squamata; Anolidae.
CGGCCCCGCCUCUCCAUUUGCGACCAACAGCAACGCAAAACUGCGUCUCUUUGCAUUGAGGAAGAAAGAGGAGGAGGAGGAGGGCCAAACUACUUGGAGCGGGAAUUGCAAACGGCAUGGCGCAGGCCGACUCUUCGGGAAGGAGCCGCCCGGCUUUCGAGCUGCAGGGGCUGCUGCUGCCGCUGAAAGACGGAGUGAAGGACGAGGACGACGAGGAGGAGGACGACGCUCACGACGCCGAGCCCUUCGACGUGGCUUCUGAGGAGAACAGCCAACUCCUCCGACCCCCACGAAGGAGAGUUAAAAUACAGGACAAAAACACCAAAAAAGAGUAUGAAGUGGUUGGACGGUUCGUCUUCGUUGGUCCUUGGUGGAAAGUGAAUGUAAAAGUUAAACAGUUUGGAUCAAAGUACUAUAUGGAUGGUUAUCCGUCUUACUUUCUACAGACUGAUGCAGGGAGAAACCAAAAGGCAGUCAUUUCUCUUUUCUUUAAUGAAUGUGGUGUUCCUGAAUCAUUACAAAAAGCAUUUUGGGAGUGGCUUCCGAGAGAUUCUUCUCUAAACAUUAUCCAUCUCGAGCAAACGUUAUAUCAGUUUACUACAUCAAAACUUAUGGAAGAACAAAUAUCUACAGACCCCAAAGAAUUUGACAUUUUUUAUUAUGUUGAAAGAUCCCCUGUAGGGAAAGCUGUACUAUCAGCAUUAGCUUAUCCUAUUGUGCUUGAAUUCUUGCCAAAACUUCUGCCAUGCAAUGUUUCUGAUUGCAUUCAAUGGUACCGCCAUAGCCAAAAACAUUGCGAAGGUGAUCAAUUGACAACAUUGGAAAAAAUCUUACAGGAGGAGCCAUGGAAACUUGGAUUCAGCAAAAUCAUGUACAGGGAAGUUCGUGCUGGACUGGCUGAAGCAUGUUUUAAGGCCUUCCAUGACUGUGAACAUCUUUAUCAGAAGAUUCCGACUUUGCAGAGGAAUGCACUAAUGCUGUAUGGAAACCUCAAGGAGCGCUGCAGAGAGUGUGGACAUACAUAUGAAGAACAAGAUAAGUUGACAGAUAUGGUAUCAAAGAAGAUGCCUGUGGAAGAGGCCUGGCAGGCACUCAAGUUUUUGAAGGAUGAAGAGGUCGUGAUUACUGAGAAGAAGCUUGUGUUUAUUCCUCGACUUUAUAAAGCUGAGAAGCAAAUUGCUGAUAUUGUAUAUAAUCUCAGACAAAACCCUCCAUGGCACUUUCAUGUUGAUAUAAAAGAGGUUCUUAAUGGUGGUUCAUGUAUUAAUAACCUCAGAGACUCGGAUGAUGAGAGUGUAGUAAUUGAAGAAAAACCUUGUGAAAGAGAUCCAAACAAAUCUGGCAAUGCUUCACGUGAGCAGGAAAACUGUAAGAAUGAUUUUGAGUCUGAGGAGCAAACUCAGAGCAAGGAAUCAAAAUGUGAAGCAGAAGUGGAUCCAGAUCAAGGGAAGGCAAUAGAACUGAUCUGUUCUAAUCCAGUGACUGUUAUAAGUGGCAAAGGCGGUUGUGGGAAAACCACAGUAGUUAGCUACCUUUUUAGCUUUCUGAUGAAGAAAGAAAACGAAGAAGUUACAAAUGCCUGCAAAGAUUUCGAAACUGAUGUGGAUGCACCUGAGGAAUGGCAGACUUCCCAUCAGUCUUCUAAUGUGAAAACAAAUGACUCUCUAAACAUUUUAUUUACUGCACCUACAGGGAAAGCAGCUGCUCUUCUGUCCAAGAAAACCAAGAUUCCUGCUUAUACUCUUCAUCAGGUCAUGUACAGUUAUUAUGCAUGGAGGGAUAAUGGGGGAAACUCUCCAUGGAAGUUUUCUAGAGUCAAUAUAUUAGUUGUUGAUGAAGGAAGCUUGGUGCCUGUAGGAAUCUUAAGCAACGUUUUAAAGUACUUGUUCAAUAAUGCCCAGCUUACAAAGCUUAUUAUUCUUGGUGAUAUUCGGCAGUUACCCAGUAUUGAGCCUGGUAACACAUUGGCUGACUUUUUUGCAAGUUUGAAAGCAAGAGGUUGGUGUAUAGAACUAAGGACCAAUCAUAGGUCUGAGUCUCAGUUAAUUGUGGAGAAUGCAACAAGAAUCUCUCAGCAGAAAUAUCCAGUGUUUGAUCAAGUGCUGAAAUUUUCCCAAAGCAAUAAAAGCUGGCCAGUGCCAAGUCCUGAGAAAAAAUUUAUUCUUCUUGUUUUACCUGCUGAAGAUGGUAGUAACUAUUUACAGUCAGCCAUAAUGACUUUGCUUGAAAAUGGCCCAGGAUUGAGUAAUCAUACACAGUCACAGUUCAUUACUUUCAGAAGGAAAGACUGUGACAUCAUCAAUGAAAUCUGCUGCAAGCAUUACUCAAAACAUACAAUGAGAGACCAUAGAAAUCGAUUGCAGUUCAUAUGUGGUGACAAGAUCUGUUCUACUAGGAAUGAGUAUGUCAAAGCGCUUCUUGCAAGAGAUAAUAUUGUUUGCACAAAAAAUGAAGGUUCUAGUCAGUGUACUUGCAACGUGUGCUCGCGAAGAGAAGAGCGCAACUCUGGUCAUACACCAAGUUCUCAGGAUGAUGAUACACGGCUGUGCAAUGGGGAAAUAUUCUUCAUUACAGAGGAUAAAGAAGUUGAUCGUGUACGUAUGGUGACCAUUAGCAUUACUGAUGGACCUGAAUAUACCGUAGUGUAUAAACGUCUCCUGAAAAACUCCAGAAUUAAGCAUGGCUGGGCCAAAACUAUUCAUACAUUUCAGGGUUCUGAGGAAAACACAAUAGUCUACGUUGUUGGAAAUGCCGGUCGCCAGAAUUGGCAGCAUGUGUACACAGCUGUCACCAGAGGCCGUUGCCGGGUCUAUAUUGUUGCUGAAGAAGCCAAUCUUAGAGCAGCCAUUGCUAGAGAAAACUUUCGCAGAAAGACUCGUUUACCACAACGUUUGAACGAUGCACUUACAGAAAAAAUAAGUAGUUCUCAGCAAAUAUCCUCAUCACAAGAGUGUUCUCAGAAUCAAGAGGCUAGCACUUGUUUCGUUGAUCAGGAGGAGUCUGUAGUUUCUGACAAAAUGGAAACUGACAGUGGAUUCAAGGUAUUGGUUGACACAGUUGAUGCUGCAGAGCAAAUUCCAGGUGAACGCAAAAGGCAAAGUGAAUUUCCACAGGAUUGUUCAAGUCCAUCAAAAGUUGCUUUGAUAAUGGAAGAAAACAAAACAUCCCCCCUUGCAACUAACUUGCUUCAGAGUCUGACACUGAAGAGUCCAACUCCCAAGAAACUUUUUACAUCAUAACAAGUAUAUAAUGUAGUUAAAAAUGCUUUGUGUUAUGCUUCUUCCCUUUCUUUUUUUAUAGAGCUAAAAUAUUUUAGGACAGAACUACAAAAGUAUUGAUACUCUAUUUUUAAAGUUUUGAAACUUCAACUUUUUUUGGGUUUUUUUAAAGCUUUUAAUACCAUAUUUAUUAUUAUCACCAGCCCUUCAUAUUCACUUGUCAGGGGCUCAUGAACAUUGUGAAAAUGAAAAGCUGCAAAAAAUAUUUUCUUUAUAUGACAACAUCUCUAGGAAUUUCUUGGUCCAUCAGCACAACUCUAUGGCCAACCUCCACUAAAAGCUGAUUAUAGAAUCACACCGUAGGAUCUAGGAAUUCCUAGAGGAAACAUUUUAAUCAAAUCCAUAAAUAAUCAAAUCUGAAGAAGCCCAACCUGUAAAUAUGAGGGGUCAAAUGUAUGACGAUUUUCUCUCUGCCUCAAAUGGAAGAAAUGCAGUUUACUUUUAAAGAUUGACAGUCGUUUUAUAGAUAUCAGAUUUAAGCCAUAUAUGUAAGGAUGUCUUUAUAAAAGAAUCUGUAUUAUCAAACCAGUUUUGCUUUAUGUGACUCUCCUUUCUGGGUUAGCACUAUUUGCUUGUGUUUCUCUCUGGCUGAGAGAGAUGAUAUGAAGAUUAAACUAAACAAAAAAUUUUAACCAUUAAAGUCUGAGGCAUUGCCUGCUCAAACAUUAUGAACUCUCAAAGGAGCUGCUCACCUUUGAAUUCUGUAUUGUUUUCAAGGUGCUGCAAAAGGCUAUAGGAACCUUGCUGCAUUCUGUUUUUCAAAGUAAGUCCUUUUGUAGAAAUUUUGCUAUAAUUGAGACAAAACUGAUACAUUGCCUGACAUGCUCCAGGAAAUCCUAUUCACAUUUGGUUCUGCUUCUGAAAGGUAGAGUUAUAGGUCAUAGAUGAUCGUCUCCCGAUCUAAGAUGGGCAUGCAGAACAAAUGGUGAACAUUCUUUUAAUCAGGUUGGAACGAUCUGAAUGUAACUUUUUGCAUUGUAUAGGUCAAGUUCUUUUAAUAUAUAGGUCAAGUUUUUAAUUUUGUGCAGAAUGUAUUAAUGAUUCAAGCUGCUUUGCGGAUGGAUAGACCUCCAGAUGGGUUUGGCCUACAAUUCCUAUCAGCCCCAGACAGUGAGGUAUCAUGGAAAUGUACUCCAUUCAAGAGAAUUUUCCUCCCCAGAUUGUUCGUUUGAAGGGGGGAGGAAAGUGUCCUUUGUAUAAGAUUUAUCUUGCUUACUGUUCUCAGCACCCAAGCCUUUGUCUUUAAAUGACUGUUUAUUUCAUUUUUUUACAUUUUCCAUACAAAUUUUGUAACAGUUCAAAUUUGCAGAAACCAUACAUAGACGAUAAAUAUCAUGCUAUUAAAGUAUUAAAUUUGUACAAAAAUACUUUAGUUUAAUACUCAUUUGUUUCAAAUAAAAAUACAUAUUAAGUGGUUCAUGA